AUGGACGCAGUCAGUUUUACGUCAAAGAACAGCGAGUUCCCUAAGAAGAAGUGCGGUGUGCUCGGCGCCACGGGCUCCGUCGGCCAGCGCUUCAUGCUGCUGUUGCAGCUUCACCCACACUUCGUCCUGCACGCUGUUGGUGCUUCUGAGCGCUCAGCCGGCAAGAAGUACAGGGAUGCCGUCAAGUGGAAGCAGGCGCUGCCUUUCUCGGACCGCAUUGGCGACUUGAUCGUAAAGAAGUGCACAGCAGAGGAGUUUGCAGAUUGCGACUUGGUCUUCUCUGGGCUCGACAGUGAUGUCGCGGGCGAAGUCGAGAUGUCCUUCCUGAAGGCCAACCUCGCCGUCUUCUCCAACGCAAAGAACUACCGCCGCGACCCUCUUGUUCCCCUCGUCGUCCCCACCGUCAACCUCGCACAUCUUGACGUGAUCAAGCAUCAGAGAGAACACCACAAGCUGCAGAAGGGCUUCCUUGUCUGCAACUCGAACUGUGCCGUCAUCGGAAUUGUUAUUCCCUUCGCAGCGCUCGAGAGAUUCGGUCCUAUUGACCAAGUCUCCGUCGUCACAAUGCAGGCUGUGUCUGGUGCAGGAUACCCGGGUGUGAGCAGUAUGGACAUUAUCGACAACGUCGUGCCUUUCAUUUCGGGCGAGGAGGACAAGCUUGAGUCCGAGGCAUCCAAGAUUCUGGGUAGCGUCAACGACGAAGUCACUGGGUUUGUCGACAGGCCCAUGAAGAUCUCUGCGGCGUGCAAUCGCGUGCCUGUACUCGAUGGACACACAGCAUGCGUCUCGCUGCGCUUCCAGCGCCGCCCAGCGCCGAGCGCGGAGGAAGUCAAGCAGGCGAUGCGCGAGUAUGUGUCCGAGGUGCAAAAGCUGGGUGCUCCCUCAGCGCCUGAGAAGGCUAUUGUGGUCAUGGAACAGCCAGACAGGCCUCAGCCUAGGUUGGACAGGGAGACAGAUCGGGGAUACGCCGUCAGUGUCGGUCGUGUGCGCGAGGAUGAGUCGGGUAUCUUCGACAUCAAGUUCGUUGCACUCAGUCACAACACUGUAAUCGGCGCCGCUGGCUCGUCGAUCUUGAAUGCAGAGGCUGCAGUUCUGAAGGGCUUUGCUUAG
Molecule: messenger RNA, 1110 nt
Organism: Boeremia exigua
Lineage: Eukaryota; Fungi; Ascomycota; Dothideomycetes; Pleosporales; Didymellaceae
Exons: 3
Coding region: 1-1110 (369 amino acids)
Biological process (GO): L-threonine biosynthetic process
Molecular function (GO): protein dimerization activity; NADP binding; aspartate-semialdehyde dehydrogenase (NADP+) activity
Source: RefSeq, a predicted model, not a curated record